Rubroshorea leprosula is the source of this 800-nucleotide messenger RNA. The record is from the annotation of a GenBank genome assembly. NCBI's taxonomy places the organism in Eukaryota, Viridiplantae, Streptophyta, Magnoliopsida, Malvales, Dipterocarpaceae.
GCUACUUCAUUCGCCAAAGCAUCUUCAAUCUCCCCUACAUUACUUUUUCUUCUCCUAACAUUGAAAAUUUCCACAAUUUUACCACCAUGCCUCAUCCAAUCAUGCUCUUUAAGAAACCUUUGAAGCCCACUGACAUCACCAAAAGGCUGGCUAUCCCAACAAAGUGUCUCGAUUUCCUUCCACAUUUCAAUGGAGGCCACGCUGUAAAAUUGAACGUUUUUGUACCAGGGAAGGGUUUGGCCGAUGUGGCCCUCUACAAGGAGGUAGAUGAAACAGGAUUGCAAUAUCGGAUGGAGGUGUACAGGGCAACCAGGGUGCCUCCACCUAAUGGAAAUUCGGGGGUCGCAACGCCUUACAAGACUAAAAUGAAAACGGGAUUCAAGCAGUUCGGUGAAGAAUUAUUCAAUAGUUCUAAGAAGAUAUGUUUAAGAUUGGCAAGCGAUCCAGAGGAAAUUGUUCUGAAUUUGGAUUUGACUCUAGCACCACCAGGGAAUAUACCAAGCUAGAAAACACAGUAGAAAAUCAAAGGCAAUCAAUAUGCUUAAUUUCUACCUUCUAUCUAUCUCUUUUUUUUUAGGAAAUUUGGAAAAAAAAAGGAGAUCAAUUUUACAAAGACUAAAAUCAAGAUCUUAAUCUUGGUAAAACUGUAUCUUAUCUAAUGUAGUUUUGCGGAGGCUUUCUACCUUUUAUCUUGUUUUGUUUUUAUAGUGAGUUUCUAAAAGAGUUAGCAAGAAUCAGUCUAUCACAUUUACUUUUUUUAGUAAGAGUUUCUAGAAGAGCAAGAAACUAUCACAUAUUUA